AUGAUGAGGUCCUGGGUUUCGCUCUUUCUUUUGCCCCUGACGACGAUGGUCGGGGUCACCAUUGCCACUUCUGACUACACCGGAACGGAUUGCAACCCCCUGAACAAGACGACAUGCAGUCCAGAUCCUGCCCUCGGAACCGAGCACACAUGGCUGUUCAACUCGACUCUUGACACCGACCUCUGGGACAUGAGAACGGGAACUCUAGACUAUACGCCCGAAGGAGCCGACUUCUCCAUGAAGACCGAAAACUCCUCAACUCUCCUAGUAUCCAACUUCUACAUCUUCUUUGGCGUGAUGGAAGCACACGUCAAGAUGGCGAAGGGAGCCGGCAUCAUCAGUAGUGUUAUCCUGCAAUCUGACGACCUGGAUGAGAUUGACUGGGAGUGGGUUGGUUACAACACGAGCGGAGUGCAAUCCAAUUUCUUCGGCAAGGGAAACGUCACCACGAGUGACCGCGGCGGAAAACAUGCGGUUUCAAAUGCAGAUACCGAGUUCCACAACUACACCUCGUACUGGGAUAAAGACCGUCUGGAAUGGUGGAUUGAUGGUGACUUGGUGCGGACAGUGCACUACGACGAGCCGUUGACGGUAUAUGGCAAAAACUACCCCCAAACACCGUGUCAGGUCAAGGUUAGCAAUUGGCCGGUUGGAAUUAAGGGACAGACGCUGGGCAAUCUCGAAUGGGGUGGUGGUUUUGUUGACUGGUCCGAAGUUCCAUUCACCAUGACUGUAUCGAAGAUGCGCGUUCAGGAUUUCCACACCGGAAAAGAGUACAGGUACAACGGGACCACGGGCACCCGGGAGAGCAUCGAGGUGAUUCGGUGA
Penicillium digitatum Pd1 is the source of this 828-nucleotide messenger RNA. Its product is annotated as glycoside hydrolase family 16 protein. Lineage: Eukaryota; Fungi; Ascomycota; Eurotiomycetes; Eurotiales; Aspergillaceae. Gene Ontology annotation, molecular function: hydrolase activity, hydrolyzing O-glycosyl compounds; glycosyltransferase activity. Gene Ontology annotation, biological process: fungal-type cell wall organization; carbohydrate metabolic process. The record is from RefSeq and is a predicted model, not a curated record. Gene Ontology annotation, cellular component: fungal-type cell wall.